AUGUCUGAGAGCAAGAAAAUGAAGCUCUUUACGGAAAAACCGAAAUUUCCAGGAGAAGUGGACGAAGUUCAUCCUGGACCGUUUAUAACGAUGCCCCCGCAACCCCAAAAGAAGAAACCAGGACAGCUAUCGAGCAAACAAAUUACACAGUUUUUUGAUGAGGGUUACACGGUAGUCCAGGACUUUUUCACGCCAGAGGAGCUCCAGCCCUGUCGGGACUCUAUCUCUGAAAUGGUCGAUAAUCUGGCGGAUAAACUUUUCAAGGCUGACAAGAUAACAGAAAAGUUCUCAGAAUAUGGCUUGUUCCAGAGAUUAACAAAACUAGAAGAAGCUUAUCCGGGAUCAAAUAUUCUUUUGUUUAAGUCUCAAAAGAUGCCAAAAUCCUUUCAAAAGUUAUGGUGCAAUGAAAGAUUGUUAAACGUAAUGGAGCAGAUUCUUGGUCCGGAAGUGGCAGGACAUCCUGUUUGGAACUUGCGUACAAAAACACCAAAUAGUCAAGCAGUCGACAUUCCUUGGCAUCAAGAUAGUGCUUAUUUCAGCAAUGAGUCUUACGAUCAUAUGAUAGCCACAGCAUGGAUUCCAUUUCUUGAUGCGACAGAGGAAAAUGGCUGUAUGCAGGUUGCCAAAAAUGGACAUCGGAAGGGUAAAGACGCUACGCAUCAGUGUUGUAAAGGCCCCACGUGGUACGUCAUGCUAGAGGAAGAGGAGAUGACGAAAACUCUGGAUGUCGAUACUGAAAAGGAUAUUUUGACAUUACCUAUCAAAUAUGGGGGUUUACUACUUUUUAACAACUUAACACCCCAUAGAAGCCUAAUGAAUUAUUCCGAAGAAAUUCGGUGGAGUGUUGACUUGCGUUGGCAGUCUCCGAAGCAUCAUUGGGGAUUUUACGACAUAGGAGAAGGGGUCCUUUUCCGGUCUGCCGAAAAGGAGGUCAAGGAACCGGACUGGGACAAAUUCUUCUCCGUGGACAGGAAAGAAAUAUGGCAGAAAAAAUAUUUCAAACAGAAGAAUGACUUGGAUCCUUUCGAUACUACAAUAACAGGUCCCUGGAUUGGUCGCUGGGAAAUUGUUAACCAUAACAAGCAUACUGAUGCAUUUAAGCCCGGGUAGGCGAUAAAAGAACCUAUUAAUUACAUCAAAUUUUAAUGUUCGUAUUCACAUAUCUACUAUAUAUAUAUCAAGCCAUAUAUAUUUACCCAAGUACUUGUAUAUACAUAAAUAUCAAUUUAG
Saccostrea echinata is the source of this 1230-nucleotide messenger RNA. Its product is annotated as ectoine dioxygenase-like. The transcript is spliced from 9 exons. The coding region runs from base 1 to 1110 and encodes 369 amino acids. Lineage: Eukaryota; Metazoa; Mollusca; Bivalvia; Ostreida; Ostreidae. The record is from RefSeq and is a predicted model, not a curated record.